UCGCUGCUACCCGUUCUUAGCUCACGCCCCGUUGAAAUCGACUCUCUUCUGCCUCUCCGGCUUUGUACCCAGGGCUGAAGCCACGCUGCGGCUACUUUCAUCAGAACACCGGGGCUGCUUAUCAUUCAAUAAUGGCCCUUCACGUCCCCAAGGCUCCGGGCUUUGCCCAAAUGUUAAAAGAUGGUGCAAAGCACUUCUCAGGUCUUGAAGAGGCAGUGUUCCGCAACAUCAGAGCAUGUAAGGAGCUUUCUCAAACCACUCGCACCGCCUAUGGACCUAACGGUAUGAACAAAAUGGUAAUCAACCACUUGGAAAAGCUGUUUGUCACCAAUGAUGCUGCAACCAUCCUCCGCGAGCUCGAGGUGCAACACCCAGCAGCCAAAAUGAUCGUGAUGGCUUCGCACAUGCAAGAGCAGGAAGUGGGAGAUGGAACCAACUUCGUCCUGGUGUUUGCUGGGGCUCUACUGGAGGUGGCUGAGGAGCUCCUCAGAAUGGGAUUAUCUGUAUCAGAGGUGAUUGAAGGCUAUGAGAAGGCCUGCAAGAAAGCCCUGGAGAUCCUGCCGGACUGCGUUUGCUCAUCAGCCAAGAACCUCCGCGAUGUCAACGAGGCGGCUUCCUACAUCCGCACCGCCGUCAUGAGCAAACAGUACGGCAACGAGGACUUUUUUGCCAACCUUAUCGCUCAAGCAUGCGUUUCCAUUUUCCCAGAGUCCGGCAGUUUCAAUGUUGAUAACGUCAGAGUAUGCAAAAUCUUGGGUUGUGGGGUGACUGCAUCAUCCAUGCUGCACGGAAUGGUCUUUAAGAAGGAGGCAGAAGGAGACGUCACAUCUGUUAAGGACGCCAAAAUCGCUGUGUUUUCCUGCCCGUUUGACUGCAUGGUGACAGAAACAAAGGGAACAGUGUUGAUAAAUAACGCACAGGAGCUCCUGAACUUCAGUAAGGGAGAGGAGGACCUGAUGGAGUCUCAGGUCAAAGGCAUCAAGGAAGCCGGCGCCACCGUGGUGGUAACGGGAGGCAAAGUGGCCGACAUGGCGCUCCACUACGCCAACAAGUACAAGCUGAUGGUGGUCAGGCUGAACAGCAAGUGGGACCUCCGGAGGUUAUGCAAGACUGUGGGCGCUGUCGCUCUGCCCAGAAUAACCGCUCCCACCCCAGAUGAAAUGGGCCACUGUGAUAACGUGUACUUGACAGAAGUGGGAGACACUCAGGUGGUGGUUUUCAAACACGAAAAAGAAGAUGGAGCCAUUUCAACAGUGGUGAUCCGAGGCUCCACUGAUAACCUGAUGGAUGACAUUGAGAGAGCUGUCGACGAUGGAGUCAACACCUUCAAGGUUCUGGUCAGGGACAAACGGCUGGUCCCUGGGGGAGGAGCCACAGAGAUUGAGCUGGCCAAGCAGAUCACCUCAUAUGGAGAGUCCUGCCCUGGUCUGGAGCAGUAUUCUAUCAAAAAGUUUGCCGAUGCCUUCGAGGCGCUGCCCCGCGCUCUGGCCGAGAACUCCGGGGUCAAAGGAAAUGAGCUCAUUUCUAAACUGUACGCUGCUCAUCACGAGGGGAGCAAAAACACAGGCUUCGACAUAGAGGGAGAGGGCCCUGCAGUGAAGGACAUGCUGAAAGCUGGCAUCCUGGAGCCAUACCUGGUCAAACACUGGGGCAUCAGGAUGGCCACCAAUGCUGCUAUCACAGUGCUGAGAGUGGAUCAGAUCAUCAUGGCUAAGCCUGCAGGGGGACCCAAAACUCCCAAACAGAGAGGCCAUUGGGACAAGGAUGGUUGGGAUGAGGAGCCUGAUCACUUUGACACCCAUUAGUGGGCUCUCACACACAGAGCCUCCCUCAAUCAUCAUGGCCAAACCAGCAGGGGGCCCCAAACCUCCAGAGGGCAAGAAGAACUUUGAUGAAGAUGACUGAAGCUGAUGGCUCCCAGCUGAUGCUCCAUUCACCCACAUUUUCUACUUGUUUAUUUAAAGCUCCGUUUUGUUCUAUUUUGUAGGAACUGCAUUGGUUGACAAAGUAAAACCACGAAAGUAAAAAAAAAAA
Messenger RNA from Oryzias melastigma (Indian medaka), 2034 nucleotides. RefSeq names its product chaperonin containing TCP1, subunit 8 (theta) (gene cct8). The record is from RefSeq and is a predicted model, not a curated record. Gene Ontology annotation, biological process: protein folding. Gene Ontology annotation, molecular function: ATP hydrolysis activity; ATP binding; ATP-dependent protein folding chaperone. Lineage: Eukaryota; Metazoa; Chordata; Actinopteri; Beloniformes; Adrianichthyidae. The transcript is spliced from 16 exons. The coding region runs from base 132 to 1805 and encodes 557 amino acids. Gene Ontology annotation, cellular component: chaperonin-containing T-complex.